This is a messenger RNA of Artibeus jamaicensis (Jamaican fruit-eating bat), 1557 nucleotides long. RefSeq names its product solute carrier family 7 member 6 opposite strand (gene SLC7A6OS). Gene Ontology annotation, biological process: developmental process. The transcript is spliced from 5 exons. NCBI's taxonomy places the organism in Eukaryota, Metazoa, Chordata, Mammalia, Chiroptera, Phyllostomidae. The coding region runs from base 18 to 947 and encodes 309 amino acids. The record is from RefSeq and is a predicted model, not a curated record.
GCUCCGCGACAGCUGCUAUGGAGGCCCGCAGAACUGCUGUACUCCGCGUGAAACGGAAGCGCAGCGCGGAGCCAGCCGAGGCUCUAGUCCUCGCCUGUAAACGCCCUAGAAGCGACACAGUCGAGCCAGAGGCCCAACAGACGUCCCCCGAGGGCCUGGAGAGAGCAGCAGAGAAUAAUGUCUUCCAGUUGGUGGCCACCGUGCGCUCCCAGGAGGACCCUGUCCAGCCGCUUUUGCGGGCGGCUCUGCGCCCGUCCCAGGGCAGCCAGCAGCGUAUCCGCCGCGACCUCCGCUCCUCGCUUCGGGAGAUCAGGCAAGAGGGCCGCUACAGGGUGGUCUCUAGCUGCCGAUCCUUGAACAUUCCCUCGGAUGGCCUGGAGUCCGAGGACUUGCGGGGAAACCCAGAAGCCGACGACGGCCCAGGCUUCCAGCUCUUGGAACUGAUCCACGAAGAAGGAGACCCAGAGACCGCAGCCGCCGUCUCCUGCAAAGCAUCUGACCCAGAUGUGAUCCUCUGCAAUUCUGUAGAGUUGAUCCGGGAACGGCUGACUGUGUCUGAGGAUGGACCAGGCGUCGGGCAGCAGAAGGAACAGAAGGAUGACUAUGUGUAUGACAUUUACUACCUGGAGAUGGCCACUCCAGGAUGGAUUGAGAAUAUCCUCUCCGUGCAGCCCUACAGCCAGGAGUGGGAGCUGGUGAAUGAUGACCAAGAACCGGAGGACAUUUAUGAAGAUGAAGAUGAUGAGAACAGUGAGAAUAAUUGGCGCAAUGAGUACCCAGAGGAGGAGAGCAGUGACGGAGAUGAAGGUUCCAGAGGCUCUGAUGAAUACAACAGCUUCAGUGAAGAGGAAGGAGGCGACAGCAGACCACCCAUGUGGAACAAAUACCCUUUGGAUGUGCAGAAGGAGUUCGGCUAUGACAGCCCCCAUGGCCUGGAUUCAGACUGAGGGUCCUGUGACGUUCAUGAGGUUCUGCACAGGCCCCGAGGGCUGUAGUCUUGCAGCAUCAGCUGCUCUGGUAAUGGGUUUCCUGGUGCAGCGCGUGGAAGGAAAAAAAGCAUGUCCAGCAGCAUCAUAUCCUACCAGUGAAAAUGAGUCCUGAAGGAGAGUGUCUUUCCACUCAUAGUAGGGCCCCUUUGCUUCAAUCAUAACUGACCCUACAAUUGGGGGCAAAAAAACAGCCACAAAAAUGAAGCUCCCUGGCCCAGGCAUUUUCCACUCUUCUCCCACACUAAAGCCAAUAAGUGGAGGAGAAGCUCCUGUUUCGUCAGAACCAAGGUUCAGCUUUCCACGCCACCAGGCCACCCGCCUCUGGUAAAACCUGUCCGUUUUGAGAGAGUGAACCUAGAAGGACUACAGUGGGUCCCGUGUGGCAGCACAGUAAUGGCCAUUAGGAAAGGGAGUGGGACCUGUCUGAGGCGGGAGGGGUUUUAGUUGCAGUUGUCUCCAUGUCCUGCUUCCUGCAGUGUGACUGGGAGGACGGCUGUCCUCAGCGGCAGUGCCGGGGGACAGGGUGUGUGUGAAUGUGAUUCUAUCUAGUAAAAACACUUCAAAUAUA